Trichoderma atroviride IMI 206040 is the source of this 912-nucleotide messenger RNA. RefSeq lists its product as uncharacterized. Gene Ontology annotation, molecular function: oxidoreductase activity, acting on the CH-OH group of donors, NAD or NADP as acceptor. The record is from RefSeq and is a predicted model, not a curated record. Lineage: Eukaryota; Fungi; Ascomycota; Sordariomycetes; Hypocreales; Hypocreaceae.
UCCUCUCUCUUGGCUGUAGCAAGCGUCGUGCUGUCUCUCAACUCAUAUCUGGAUAGGCAGUUUGCCAACAACUGGGUUUCAGACAAGACAUGGAACUGGGACGAGGAGAUUGUUCUCGUCACGGGAGGCAGCGGCGGAAUCGGCGCCAGCAUUUGUAAGCACUUCCUUGCACGAAAUCCUCGCACCCGAAUCGUGGUCGUCGACUACGCUCCACUCAGCUGGAAGCCUGAGCAGGAGGGCGUCCGACUGUCGUACUACCAGUGCGACUUGAGUGACACGAGCGCCUUGAAGGCGACAUGUGAGCGCAUCCGGAACGAGGUCGGCCAUCCGACGGUGUUAUUCAACAACGCCGGCCUGGUCCGCGGCGCGAGCGUCAUGGAAGGGUCGUACGGCGAUAUCGAGGCAACAGUGAGGACCAAUCUGAUUGCGCCGAUGCUGCUUGUCAAGGAGUUCAUCCCAGAGAUGGUCAAGCGUGACCACGGCCAUAUUCUGCACACGGGGAGUCUGAGCUGCAUUACACCUCCGGCCAUGGUGGCGGACUAUUCAGCUACAAAGGCUGGCUUGGUGGCCAUGCAUGAGUCUCUGCAAUUGGAACUCAAAACCGUCUACAAUGCUCCACGUGUGCGCCUUACAAUGGGAAUCUUCUGCUUUAUCCGCACGCCGCUCAUCGGCGGAGAGAUGAAUGUUCCAAACUUUUUGUUGCCAUUGCUCGAGGUUGACAGCGUCGGCGAGACUUUGGCAAAUGCCGCGUACAGCGGCUACGGAUCCACCAUUUACAUGCCCAGCCUUUUUAACAGGCUUGCAAUAACAUUGAGGGGUGGUCCUGAAUGGUUCUUCCGGCUUGUGCGAGAAGGCACGACUGCGUUCCGAAUCGAUUUCCGAGGUCGGCAACAACUCGAUGCAGUAACUGGC